Messenger RNA from Lodderomyces elongisporus, 1653 nucleotides. RefSeq lists its product as uncharacterized. Gene Ontology annotation, cellular component: membrane. Lineage: Eukaryota; Fungi; Ascomycota; Pichiomycetes; Serinales; Debaryomycetaceae. The record is from RefSeq and is a predicted model, not a curated record. Bases 1 to 1653 code for a protein of 550 amino acids. The transcript has a single exon. Gene Ontology annotation, biological process: transmembrane transport. Gene Ontology annotation, molecular function: transmembrane transporter activity.
AUGUCUCGUUUGUUCAGGAGCAAAUCGGUUGGCGAGAAAGCUGAAUCCUUUCAUGCAGUGGAAGGAGAAGUCAACCCCACAUCAGACUCGUCCUCCUCGACAUUUGAAUUGUUCACAGAAGAAGAUGCAGACAAAUCGUACCUUGCUAAAUCCAAAUUAGUCGCAGAUGCCAUCCAGGAGAUAGGGUUUGGCAAGUAUCAAAUUGGAUUAUUUUUUGUUGCUGGGUUUGGAUGGUUCAGCGAUAAUGCAUGGCCCGUUGCAACUUCACUUAUACUCCCUCGAAUGAUUGAGGUUAAUGGUGUGCACUCACCCGCAGGAAAAGGACCUUACCUUACACUUGCACAGAACCUUGGCUUGUUGGCUGGCGCAUUGUUCUGGUCUCUAUCAUCAGACAUUAUUGGGCGCCGAUGGGCUUUCAAUUUGACUUUCUUGAUAACCGGUAUAUGGGCAGUAGUUGCUGGUUCUUCCCCAAACUUUGCUGCAACUGGUAUAUUUGUUUCCUUUUGGUCUUUUGGUGUUGGCGGGAACUUACCUGUGGAUUCUGCCAUUUUCCUCGAAGCGUUACCAGCCAGUCACCAAUGGUUGCUCACAGUGAUGUCGGGGUGGUGGGCAUUGGGUCAAAUAGUUGCUAAUUUGAUUUCUUGGGGAUUAAUUGGUAAUUAUUCGUGCACAGAUUUAACAAACUGCCAAAAGGGGGAUAAUUGGGGGUGGCGGUAUUUCUUAUUUGCGCUUGGUGGCUUAACAUUGCUCAUGUUUGCUGCCCGAUUUGCAUUUAGAGUGUUUGAAUCACCAAGAUUCUACUUGGCAAGGGGCCAAGAUGCAAAGGCAGUUGAGACAUUAAACAAAAUUGCAAGAAUAAAUGGGAAAACCAAUACUUUGACAUUGCACGAUUUUGAAGCAAUCGACUUAAAGUACAGCGAGGCUGUAGGUGGCGAUGAAUAUGAGAAUAAGAAUGAGAAUGAGAAUGGAGCUAAAGGUGCAAUGCCAGAGAGCUCUACUAGAAAAAAUAAACUCAUUGAGGAGAAACUCAAGAGAUACAAUCUUUCCCAUGUACGACAAUGUUUUGGUUCCAAGAAAUUGGCAGUCUCAAACUCGCUUAUCAUCUUUACGUGGGGCUUGAUUGGAUUAGCAUUCCCUUUGUAUAACGCCUUUUUGCCCUACUAUUUGGAGACACGCGGUGAUGCAAACAAACCACUAAGCGUUCAUGAUACAUACCGAAACACCUUAAUUGUAUCUGUAUUGGGCAUUCCUGGGGCAAUAAUAGCUGGUUUCUUGGUCGAGCUCCGUAUUGGCAGAAAAGGAACACUUUCAGUAUCCUUGCUACUCACCGGAGUCAUGCUAUUUGCAUCUACGACAGCAAGAACAAGUAAUGCUAAUCUCGGAUGGAACUGUAUGUUUUCAUUUUUUUCGAACAUUGCUUAUGGAGUUCUUUACGCAUAUACACCUGAAUGUUGUUUUGCUCAAAUAAGGGGUACAAUGGUAGGAUUGGCUGCAUCCUUCAAUCGAAUUAUGGGUGUUUUUGCACCCAUCAUUGCAAUUUACGCCGAUUUGACUACUUCGGCUCCUAUUUUUGUUUCAGGGGCAUUGUUUUUAUUGUCCGGUCUUUUAGUCUUGUGUUUUCCCUAUGAGCCUAGAGGAAAAAGCUGUUUAUAG